Molecule: messenger RNA, 906 nt
Organism: Aureobasidium musti
Lineage: Eukaryota; Fungi; Ascomycota; Dothideomycetes; Dothideales; Saccotheciaceae
Source: the annotation of a GenBank genome assembly
AUGCCAUUGCAGACGCACAUUCAUAUCUCCAGCGAGCAGGGCUUGUCCAGCAUCACCACUUUGAUUGUGGGAAGCAAGAGCGCCGCCCUUAUCGAUCCUCCCUUCUUGGUUCCGGAUGCCAACUCUGUUGUUAAAUGGAUAAAAGGCACCACAUCUCUGCCACUGAAAGCAGUAUUUGUUACUCACCACCAUCCCGACCACUUCUUCUCCGCCAAUCCUAUCUUAGAAGCUUUUGAGGAAGCAAGAUUCUUGACUGCACCAUAUGUCCGUGCAGGCAUUGAUCGCGAGUACGAGGAAAAAGUCAAGUAUUGGCCUUCGGUGAUGGGAAAGGAGAUGGUACCCGAGAAGCCAAGGAAGCCUGAUGUGUUUGAGCACAGCUUCUUUGUGCUUGAUGGGGACGAACCGUCGCCUAUAUGCUUGCUUGGUCCUGUCCAAGGUGACUCGAUUGAUCAAACAUUGUUCUGGUUGCCGACCGAGAAAACUGUUGUUUGCGGCGAUGUGAUAUAUGCGCGAAGUACCCACGUCUGGGCUGCCGAGAUAGAAACACCACAAAUCCUGCACGCUUGGCAGAAGUCACUUGACCUCAUAGCAUCUCUGGAAGCUACCAAAAUUAUCCCAGGCCAUUUGGAANAGGGCUGGGAGAUGGAUGGUCAAGCUGACUUGGAACAUACUCGCAAGUAUCUUCAGCUCUUCGACGACCUCAUUCAGAAUGCUUCCCAGAAGCACAAAGUUGAUGAAUUGUAUCAGAAGUUCCAGGAGGCUUUCCCUGAAGCGGACAAGAACCUCGAUUUCUUCCUUGGUCAACUGAGCAAUGCGUUCGGGGAGGGUGGCCAGAAGUGGGAAGAGAAUAGACAUCACAAUGUCGACCAGCGUACACAAGAGCAGCUUGAAGGUUUCAUCAUCUAA